CAGCCACACAGAAAAAUACAUGCAUCCGCCCAUGCCAUGCAGCUUCACUGUCCUGUCCGCCUCACCCUCAGCCAUCUGACCACAGACGUCACUGCAGCAAUCACGUGAUGCUGCUGUGCAGACACCCAAUGUUGACUCUGACCCGUCAAACCACCAGCACCAGCACCAGCACCAGCAAACACUCCCCCCUCACCGCCCAGCCCCAACCUCAGCAGCCUGCUGGUUCCCGACGACCACCGCUGCCGCCCCCCAACCAUCAGCAGCAAAAAGUAGAGGAACAGGGUGAGCAGCACCAAGAGCAUCUUGAGCUUCUGCCGCCUGUCCAUCCGGCGUUGGGGCCGACGCCUGAAAGUCACCAGAACUGCCCGCGACGCUUCGGGAAGGGCGAGAAGCGUCUCUGAUGGUGCGGGUGAGUGACACCCCGGCUGAUGACGCCGGAAAGGGCCCGGCGAGGAGGCGGUGGAAGAUGACGCUUGGUGGCCAUGGUGGAUGUGUGAAGGCAGCGGGAUGGAGAGAGCCACGCCGAGGCCACUCAGAUCAAGACAGGCCGACCGGAUUAUGGGAGCGUUGCUGAGGGACUGACUCACUUCAGCCAGCAGGCCGUCUUCACUGCGGGAGAGGAUGCAGUCCGUCGAGCCGCUCCCGCCCGUCUCUAUGGUCCCCUGGCGGGUGGGCUGGUCCGCGAGAGAUGUGGCCUCUUUGGCAUCAUCGCACCUCGACACGUCGCUUCUGCUCUGCACCAGCUGCCAGCCGUCUUCGGUCUCCUCUUCAUCGACUUCGUCUACUUGGGGGUGCGGCUGGGGGAUGUCAGGCUUGGUCAGUUCGUCGAGCAUAUCGAUGAGCGAGGGGUUGGAGCACACCUCAUGCACGAACCAGUCAGCGCGAAUGCGGAACCCACGCAUCGUGGGAAAGCGAGGCCACCAACGCAUCACUCUGAGGUCAGGAGGGCUCAGCCUCUAUGCUCAGCCUGAGGGAAUCCUUUGCAAAAAGGCCUUUCUUCUGCUCUGUGGCUGCAGUGCUGCAAAGGCCGCCGCAGCCUGAGGAGUCCUGGAAGAAGGGAAG
Molecule: messenger RNA, 1062 nt
Organism: Vitrella brassicaformis
Lineage: Eukaryota; Vitrellaceae
Source: the annotation of a GenBank genome assembly